AUCCAAAAAAACGAGACGCUAGUGAUGGCGCAGGCCGUGGAGAACUUGGUCAAGAUUGUCGGCCGGGCGUUCUAUGCAGAUGAGCAUGUUGUCGUGCUAGAGGCUUUGAUUCGAGAAAAGUACCUCAAGGACGAUGAAAUGGGGAACGCAGUGAACUUGCAGACGAAGCAAGUGCGCAAGAUAUGCCACGACCUCGAAGCCGAUCACCUGGUGUCGAGGUGACGGACGCGCUCAAACUACUACCUACGUAUGUAACCUCGUGCUCAUGCAUCAACGACGACCACAGGGAGGAACUGAACGACAAAAAGAUGGGCGGGGCGUCCAAAGCCACGUAUUGGUACAUCGACUACAAGUACUUUGUGGACGUGGUGCGGUAUCGCUUGUACCUUAUCCGGACGUACUUGAUGGAAGCCGAGUCGUUGGAGAUCGAACGACAAACGUAUCGGUGCGACAAUGACGACUGCGGACGAGAGUACACGGCGCUGGAGGCGCAAAAGCUGCUCACGCCCGAGAUCCACGAGUUCUUUUGCGGCCAUUGCAACUCGAAACUGCUCGAAUGCGACAACAACGAACGGCUGCAAAGUGCCCAAAGUCUUUUGAAAAAGUACACGGCUCAAGUGAACCGAGCGGAAGACCUGCAUGACAGCAUCAACGAAUGCUUGAAGAAGAUUCAGGAGUUUCUCAACUCUGGCCAAGCACUUCCUUCCAACUUGCCGAGCGAGAAUCGAGCCGCGGGGCGAGGGGGGGACAGCGUUCGCGUGCCUGCGGGUCGGGGCGGCGGGGCGGGCGGGGGCGGCGGUGGUGGCGGCAACAACCGAGCCAACGAGCCUCAAAUGUCCCUCUUGUAUGGCAACAGAGCCCCGGAAGUGGUCGUGUCGAUUUCCACCGAGAACAAACCGCGCAACGAAGUCAAGUUGGAGCCGACGUCGGCGGUGAAGGCGCUGCCAGCGCACUUGCAAGGCAGCAAAAUGAGCAACGACAUGGCAUCCAAGUACAAGCAAAACAACGUGGCGCCGCCCGCGUCAGUGUUUGGCACGAGUCAGCUGCAUGUAAAGGACGACGAUCCGUCCGCCGGCCGUCGCUUGGACGAUGAGGAUGAUGCGAUGAAGGCGGAAAUCAUCCUGGAUGAGCACUCGGGCGGAGGCCAGACAACGACGACAACGACUAGCCAUGGAUGGAACGACUAUGGUGUCGACAUGGACGACGACGGGUUUGACAUGGACUGGGAAAACUGCGACACGAGCCAGGAAGAUUACGUCGACCCGCAUUACGUCCACGAACUCGUGACUGUUCAAGGGUUCAAGCACGAGUUGCUCAACGUGACCGACGCCGACAUUGAACGUAUGACGCAGCACGAAUAUGUGGACUACUACCACAAGUGCAAACUCGUGCGCAGCCGGCUUGGCCAACAGCGGCAGUAUGCCUAACUCAUGGUACUCUGUCGCAGAUUUGUUAAGAGUUUUUAACUGGUAAAGCCACUCUGAUGGUUGGGGGGGGGGAAUUGGGGGGGAUUGUCGAUUAGUAGUUGAUAGCAGCCCUUCUUUCUAAUCCAGUAGUCAUUGCUGCAUACGGAAACGGUCGAGUUAGUCACUGUCUUCUUCGCUGACGUCGGGACUGCCCACGUCGUCAUCUUGGGCGUCCUUGACGUGGUGGCCACCGUGGCCCACCAUUCCGUUCAAUCGUUCGUCGUAAAUGCCCCCUAACCAGUACACCACCCAAGUCAAUACAAAUAUAUGGAGAUAGAUAUGUCGAUA
Molecule: messenger RNA, 1754 nt
Organism: Aphanomyces astaci
Lineage: Eukaryota; Oomycota; Saprolegniomycetes; Saprolegniales; Verrucalvaceae
Exons: 11
Coding region: 183-1427 (414 amino acids)
Biological process (GO): transcription open complex formation at RNA polymerase II promoter; transcription initiation at RNA polymerase II promoter
Cellular component (GO): transcription factor TFIIE complex
Source: RefSeq, a predicted model, not a curated record